Molecule: messenger RNA, 1053 nt
Organism: Diversispora eburnea
Lineage: Eukaryota; Fungi; Glomeromycota; Glomeromycetes; Diversisporales; Diversisporaceae
Source: the annotation of a GenBank genome assembly
AUGACCAAACCAAAUAUUGUUAUCGUUGGGGGUGGAUAUGGUGGAGUGAAUGCUGCAAUAAAACUUGAAAAUGCACUUCACAAGACUCAUCAAAUAUUGUUGAUCGAACGCAAAACUCAUUUUUAUCAUGCAUUCGGUGGAUUACGAACCGUUGUUGAAGAUGGAUUCGAAAAUAAAAUUUUAAUUCCUUAUGAUAACAUGUUUAAAUUUGGAGGCAAAAUUUUACAUGCUACAGUAAUAAAUAUCCGCGAGAAAGAGAUAAUUGUUGACAUGGAAACAGAAUUGGGAACUCAAAUUCCAUUUGAAUAUUUGAUAAUCGCCACUGGAUCCAAUUAUUCAUAUCCAGGAAAGACGGCUUCUAAUAAAAAAGAUGAAACUGUUACUCAUAUCGUUGCUCAACGUAAUGCCGUAAAAAAUGCCGAAAAUAUUCUGAUUAUCGGAGGAGGUCCAGUUGGCAUUGCAGAAGAUUCAUCACCGAAAUUAAAGAAACAGCUUGUUAAACAAUUAACAGACUUAAACGUUAGACUUAUAUUUGGUGAAAAAAUAGAUAUUUCCAAUAUUGAAGAUGGUCUAUCUCCAUUAAAUUUAGUAACGAAUAAGGGUACGCAAAUCGAAUCGGAUGUCCAAUUUGUAGCUAUUGGUGCAAAACCAAAUACAGAAAUCGCGAAAACCCUUAAUGAAUCUAUCGUCGAAGAAGGAACAAAUUUAAUAAAAGUUAAACCAACUUUACAAUUAAAUCAUGAUGAAUAUAAACAUAUCUUUGCUAUAGGAGAUGUGACAAAUAUUCAAGAAACAAAACUUGGUUUUCGUGCUGGGCUACAAGCGAAUGUAGCAGCUAAUAAUAUUAUUGCUCUUAUUAAUAAGAAGAAACUAACUGAGUAUAAACCUCUUUCUGAAGCAAUGCUCGUUACAAUUGGAAAGACCAAAGGAUCAGGGCUUCUACCAAUUUUUGGUGGGACGGUUGUUGGUAGUUAUAUGAUUAAAACUUUAAAAGGCAAAGAUUUUGGCAUUCCUAAAUAUUGGAAAAUUCUAAAUGCUACUCUCAAAAAUUAA